Messenger RNA from Betta splendens (Siamese fighting fish), 5498 nucleotides. It is a transcript of the gene dusp7, whose product is annotated as dual specificity phosphatase 7. Gene Ontology annotation, biological process: negative regulation of MAPK cascade; protein dephosphorylation. Gene Ontology annotation, cellular component: cytosol; cytoplasm. The transcript has 3 exons. The record is from RefSeq and is a predicted model, not a curated record. Lineage: Eukaryota; Metazoa; Chordata; Actinopteri; Anabantiformes; Osphronemidae. Gene Ontology annotation, molecular function: MAP kinase tyrosine/serine/threonine phosphatase activity; protein tyrosine/threonine phosphatase activity. The coding region runs from base 529 to 1683 and encodes 384 amino acids.
UCCGCUCAGUGACAAACCCGCAGAGCCUCUUGAACGCAUCCAGUGGAAAUGACAAACCAGAGGCGCUCCGCGGGCCAGCGCGUCAAAUCACUGUAAUCAUGGCUUCUAGCGACGGCACCUCAUCCGAAAGUCUCCUCCGGAAACAGUAGCGAGGCAUCCUCGGUGGGGUUUUUUUCGGAUUUGCGGACGCCUUAGAAUUUGGACCGGUGUCGGCAAAUGGACGUCGAUGGACUGGAAUGAAAGCUUCACUUCUUCUACCGGACUGACGAACGGAGGAAAGGAGCCUCUGCAUGUUCAAGUUUCCUGCUCCGGCCGGAGGGGAAUCGCUGCGUGCGUGUUGGACGCGCGUGGAAGCGUGCGUCGGGUGCGUGUGUGUGUGUGCGUGCCCGCCGGAGCAGCGGUAGCGCGAGCGGCGGCGGCGGCGGCGGCGGAGAGAGGGAAGUUUAGCGCCGCGAUUUGCCUCCUCUCCUCCUCGGCUCGGUGGGUUCUCAUGUCGCGGCGGGGGACGGGCGGACCCACGCUUCCCUCAUGAAAACUAACCAUCCGUGGAGCGGCUCCGCGAUCGUGACUGUGACGGCGAUGUCGAGCAAGAGCGCGGAGUGGCUGCAGGAGGAGCUGGAGUCCGGGGUCGGCGCCCUGCUGCUGCUGGACUGCAGAGCCCACGAGCUGUACGAGUCCUCGCACAUCGAGUCGGCCAUCAACCUGGCCAUCCCGGGGCUGAUGCUCCGCCGGCUGAAGAAGGGCAACCUGCCCAUCCGCUCCAUCAUCCCCAACAACGAGGACAAGGAGAAAUUCGUCAAGCGCUGCAAGACGGACGUGGUGGUGCUGUACGACGACGCGGCGCCGGAGCGCCAGGAGUCCGGCAUCGGCAGCUCCGUGCUCGGGCUGCUCCUGCAGAAGCUGCGCGACGACGGGUGCAAGGCGUUCUACCUGGAGGGGGGCUUUAACAAGUUCCAGUCGGAGUAUCCGGAGCACUGCGAGACCAACCUGGACUGCUCCUGCCCCAGCAGCUCCCCCCCGGCCUCCGUUCUGGGCCUGGGAGGACUCCGCAUCAGCUCCGACUGCUCGGACGGGGAGUCCGACCGCGAGCCCAGCAGCGCCACGGAGUCGGAGGGCAGCCCGCUCCCCAGCAACCAGCCGGCGUUCCCCGUCCAGAUCCUGCCCUACCUGUACCUGGGCUGUGCCAAGGACUCCACCAACCUGGAUGUGCUCAGCAAGCACAACAUCAAGUACAUCCUCAACGUGACGCCCAACCUGCCCAACAUGUUCGAACACGAGGGGGACUUCAAGUACAAGCAGAUCCCCAUCUCUGAUCACUGGAGCCAAAACCUCUCGCAGUUUUUCCCUGAGGCCAUUUCAUUCAUUGACGAGGCGCGCUCCAAGAAGUGCGGCAUCCUGGUGCACUGCCUGGCCGGCAUCAGCCGCUCGGUGACCGUCACGGUGGCCUACCUGAUGCAGAAGCUCAACCUGUCGCUCAACGACGCCUACGACUUCGUCAAGCGCAAGAAGUCCAACAUUUCCCCCAACUUCAACUUCAUGGGCCAGCUGCUGGACUUUGAGCGGACGCUGGGCCUCAACAGCCCCUGCGACAACCACUCGGCCUCCCCCACGCACGACCAGCUCUUCUUCACCACCCCGACCAAUCACAACGUGUUUCAGCUGGACACGCUGGAGUCCACAUGAGAAUUGGAGGGCGGUGGGUGUGUGCGUGUGGGGGGGGGGGGGUUCCGUCCCCUGUUUGAGGAGAGGUGUCAAGAUGGUGGUAUUACCAUGGCAACAAGUGGCGGCACCGCAGGGGAGCAGCCAGAUUUAACGAAUGUUUUUGCCUCCUGGGGCUCGUUGUGCGCGAGCCGGGCCACGGAGCAGGACGGGGGAGCCCGUAUUUGCCAUGUUAAAGGGGAAGGGGAGCGUUUGAGGUCCUGAACCCAGAGAGGGGAACUGACAGAUGGGUUUACGCGGGGCAUCCUUCUCAGAGUGCACUGAUUCAAGGGAGGACGACCCCCCGUCUCUUGUGACAAAAAGGCGAUAAGGAGACUCAACGGACUGACAAAGCCAGCGAAGGUCACAGCUUCAUACAAAGAUAGGAACACGGAAAAACUACAGCGCUCAACCUUUGGAGACAACUACGUCCUCUCUGUCUUUCUGUCUCAGCUCUCGAGGUGAGCUGACCGGUGCCAAGUGGAGAAUCCAGGAUUUACUCAUAGGAAAUCUUGCUCUACUGAAUGCAGAGCUUUUAAAAACCAAGGAAUUUUAAUACGUACACACACACACACACACACACACACACACACACACACACACACACACACACACACACACACACACACACACACAAAGUAAGUAUGUUUGUACUGUAUGUACUGGAUGUAUGUCAACAUGCAUAGCAGAAAAUGUACGGGCAGUCCUUGACAAAUUCAGUAUGUCUAUAUGCAUUUUUGUAUAUUUUUGUGUACAUUUACGCACAAAUCUAUACCUUAUAAGUAUAUACGUAUAGAAAUCUUACCUUUGUCCAAAAACAAAGUAAUCUAAUCCUAUAAUGGCUUAAGAGAUUGUAAUACUAAGAGGGGAAUGGGUGAGGUGGCGCCAACAACGGGGGGGACAUUUUCUUGAUAUUCCUGCUUCUGUUCUUCUUCCUCUCCGUUUCUUUUAAUAUUUUAAUGACCCAAAGCAGUUUGCACAGUGGCUUAGCCAUCACGUUAUUGGCACUUGGAGCCGGUGCUGAAAGCAGCCAGAUAAAGAGACAUUCAGAGAAGAGGAGGCGAAAGACGGGAGGCCAGUCCCAGGCUGCGACGAGGGCCGACAGCUGCGCGGUGCGGCGGGGAGGGCGCAGGACUGUGGGCGGGGCUCCGGGGCCUCCAGGGGCGGGGUCCUGUGGCCCCCAGGGGCGGGGCUACGGGGCGGGGCUCCGGGGGCGGGGCUUGGGCCAGACGCCACCGCGGCCGCGCUGGCUUUUAGGGAUAGUUAUAGAUUCAAAAGUGCUUGGGUACGAUUCGCCGUUUGGCCGACUCUGCAAGUUCCCGCUUCCUGCUUCCUUCCCCAUAUGACUGUUGAUGCCGUUGCCUAAUGAGAAGUGCGGGGUGUUUCCAGCAGCGGUUUUGAUGAUUUUAGAGAAAACUCAACUUCCUCUGAGUUUGUUACGACACGGCCCUGCGUGUUUUGACAAACGGGUUCCUAACGGCUCGGCAGCCGGUGAGGUCAGGGCCGCUGUUGUGGAUACGAAGUGCUGUUGACAAUGACGGGCCGCUUGGCUUAGCAACCUCAGGCUCAAACCCCCAAACCUUUGUAUUGGAGACUUUUGUUUCGAAGGCGUUGGCCUGUCUUCGGUUCUCUCUACAGAUAUUUGCCAAAAAGGGACUCCAGGCCCGGGGACAGUGAUUGCAAUCUGAUCUUAGUGUUGGGGUUGUGGUGCGGCGAACUGGGACUGGCCUCAGCUACAAACUGCACUUAGCUAUUCGAAAUAGCAUCAGGUCCCUUAACUGCAUCAGUGAAAACAGAAAGGAAAGAGACCGCCCACUCAUCAAAGAAAGGUUCCGGUGGAUUCACCCUUAAGCCUUGGGUAUGAAAUGAAAAGUAUAUUUAACACAAAUAGAUAUAUACAGUAUAUAUUAUAGAGCUAAUAGUAAACAGAUCUAUAUUAUUUUGUAUACUGAGCAUGCUGUGCUACUGUAUGCUCUCUAACAGCAGACGUAACCACGGGUGGGAUGUUGCUUUAAGAGGCAGGUCAAUGAACGUUGGAGCCGUUUUUUUACUGCUGCCGUUGCUGCACGGCGGCGGCAGCUUGUGGCCAAGGAGUUUUCUGAGACCCCGUCCACAUCAGUGGUCCUGUGUCUGUCUGACACUGGGCUUCAUGGAACAACAUUGUUCCGCCCCUAUUAUUUUUUUAAUUAUUCGUAAGUCUUUCUAAUAAACACACAAACAUGGCGUUGAAUGCAGACGCUUCAAUGUUUAAACUUUGGAGGCAUUUCAAUCAACUGCACGUCUUCUGGCUUGUGGAAGCUUGAAAUGUGACUUAGUCCCUAAAAUACUCUCCAAUGACCAUAUUUUUUUUAAACUACAGUACAUCUCUGAGCAGAGAUGUGGACGGGGUCACAAUCAGACACCAGGCACUGGUUUUCUGACAGGACAGCAGUUUGCAUCUGAAAAAGGGUUGGUUUUAACUGGCCUUAUAUAAUCUUUUAACUUGUUUCUAAUGCUGACUGUUCAAUACUCUUUGUAUCUCACUUUAGAAAAAAAAAUCUGUAAAGAAAUGAGACGUUUGUUAUCUGUUAUUUGAAUCAGAACAUGGUGAGCUGUCUUUUUACCGUAACAGGUCGCGCAACGUCCUUUUUGUUACUCUGCAAUAUAUGGAAACACCUUUUUUUGCAGUAUUUUGUAGAUUCAGAACCUCAAAAUUUUUAAAUUCUUCUUCUUUUGUACUAUAUUCUAUAUAAUGAUAUGAGAUCCAGCUUGAUUACGGCUUGUAGACUGAAGUAACUUUUCACCUGGGGUGUCCGACGUGAAAAGGAAAGGCCCUCGUUGUCACAGCCAGAGCUGUGGUUCAGCAUGUCAGUUUGAUUCACAGUAGACCAUUACACCCCCCGGCAUAAAUAAUUACAAGGUCUGUCUUGUUUUGAUAUAACGUGCUCUAUGCUAUUCCUGUGGCCUUUCAAUAUGAAGAUAUAUCUAAGUAUAUAUAUAUAUAUGUUAUGACUUUAUGCAAUUGUUUCUGUCCUAUUGAGCAUCAGAGAUAAAAAUAAGUACCAUGCUUUAUUGGACUUCCUCGUCUGGAGUCUCAUCCCAACCACAAUAAGGAAACACUGAGGAUCACUUGCACCCUAGGAUUGAAAUAUAUUUCAGUACAAAGCUUUUCUAUUUAAAAACAAUACGGUUAAUUUUAAGCUGCUUUCUUGUGUGUGUGUGUGUGUGUGUGUGUGUGUGUGUGUGUGUGUGUGUGUGUGUGUGUGUGUGUGUGUGUGUGUGUGUGUGUGUGUGUGUGUGUGUGCGCGCGCGCGCGCGCGCGUGCGUGUGUGUGUCUUUGUAACAAUGAAAGAGAAAUCACGUCUUUUUCUCUGUUUGUAAAUUUGCCAGAUCACGGGAACGGCCGUUUCCGUGUCCUUAAACUUGUAGCUACAUAUUGGUGAGAAUGUGCGUGGGGGAGGGCGGGGGCGGCGGGCGGGGGCGGACGGGCGGCGUUGAAGACACAAAGCGAAAGGAAAAGCGGAUGAUUUCAAAAUGUUUACCUCAAUGAGGAUUUUUUCAGGGAUUUUUUUGACAAUGCAUCUUGCAUCGUGUUACAGCUUCGAACACAUGUUGAAUAGCUGUUUUGUAUUGUGCUGUACAAAGUUUUUAAAUAGAUGCAAUCUGUCUGUGUGUGAAAACAAGGGGCAUGUUAACCGGGACAGUUUCACCUCUUCUGUCUAUGAAGGAAACACCGUGGACCCUACGUAUUGUACAGUGUAUGGAUACAACACAAGACAUGUUUAUACCGCAAAUAAAUAUUGAAAUAUUUUUUUCUUUAA